Messenger RNA from Gongylonema pulchrum, 306 nucleotides. The record is from the annotation of a GenBank genome assembly. Lineage: Eukaryota; Metazoa; Nematoda; Chromadorea; Rhabditida; Gongylonematidae.
AUGCAUUUGUUGACUGAGACUGCUGGCCAGCAGCUGAGCGGAGCUGCCCAGCAGCUGGUCACUGUGGAGAGCAACUGGUCACAAACUGAAUGCUUUAUUUGCACAAGUAAAAGCGACGAAGGAGGCAUCAUCGAGCGAUUGCAGCAGAUUGUAAAUAAGAAACGGUUGUGCUCUGGCACUGAACUGGAAUAUGGUUGCCUGGGCUGGCCAAGUCACACAACACAACAAAAUCCAGUUUUGUACAUCGCUCUGAACAAAAAUUUGAAUGCUGGAGAAGCACAGCUCAAUUAUGUGUCCCAGCAGUAG